AUGAAGGAGAAGGUGAAGAAGGUAGAGUACGCAGAAAAAGAUGUAGAGAUAAAGGAAAUAGAAAAGGAUGAAGGGAGCAAUGUGUUUGUAAAUAAUCUAUUAACAAGUAUUAAUUACAUCAACAAUGCUAUAGUAUUUAAGGAUAAUAGAUAUAUCCUGCGGAUGUUAAAAUAUAUAAAGAGUAUGAGAUUAAGUAUAAAAAAUGAGAGUGAGAUUUUGAUGCCUAUAAUGAUAAAUUUAAUAAAGAAAAUUUUUAAAGAAAAUUAUCCUAUAUAUACUAUAUUAGAUAAAUAUAUAAAUGAGUUUAAAGAAAUUCCUAAUGUAUUAAAUGAAUUUGGAAAUAUAAAUGAAAAAACAUAUAUAUAUUCUUUACCAGAAAUAGAAGUAUUUUUUUAUAUAAUGAUACUACUAUAUUUAUUAGACAAGAAAUAUUAUGAAGAAGCAAUGGUAUUAUCAAGAGUAAUAGUUAAUAGAAUAAAUAAAUUAAAUAGGAGAUCAUUGGACUAUAUAAAUGCAAAAGUUUAUUUUUAUUAUUCAUGGGUACACGAGUUAGGUGGUAAAUUAUCUUAUGUUAGACAAGAAUUAUUAUUUAUUUAUAGAAAUGCAUGUUUGCAUCGUGAUAUUAUGACUCAAACAGUUGUUCUAAAUUUAAUCUUAAGGGAUUAUAUUAAACAUAAUUUAUAUGAUUUAGCUGUCAAGUUUAUAAGUAAAACAUCAUUUCCAGAAAAUUUAUCUUCAAAUGCACAAUAUGCUAGGUACUUGUAUUAUAUUGGUAAAAUAUUAGCAAUCCAAUUAGACUAUAGUGAAGCACAUAGUAAACUUACUCAAGCUAUUAGAAAGGCACCUCAAAAUAAUCAAAGUGCAAAAGGGUUUAAACUAGAAGCGACAAAAAUGGAAAUUAUAGUAGAGUUACUUAUGGGGGAUAUACCAGAUAGAUCUUUAUUUAGUAAUAAAAUUAUGCGCAAUAAAUUAAUUCCGUAUAAACACGUUGUUACAGCUGUUAGAAAUGGCGAUAUAAACAAAUUUUCCAAAGUUAUGCAUGACUACAACAAGCUCUUUAUGCGCGAUGGGGUCUACCUCCUCAUUAAGAGAAUUCAUCAUAAUGUAAUCAAGACUGCCCUUCGGAUAAUUAACUUGUCUUACUCUCGCAUUUCAAUCAGCGAUAUUGGGAAGAAGAUAGGAGUGGAAUCUCCCCUGGACAUAGUAGGAAUAACGGCGAAGGCAAUUCACGAUGGAGUGAUUGAAGCCACAAUUGACUAUGACAAUCAGUAUGUAGAAUCAAAAUCUAAUAGUGAUGUGUACAUAACAGGGGAUCCUAUGAAAACCUUUCAUAAAAGAAUAGCUUUCUGUUUACAAUUAUAUUCUGAUGCUAUUAAAGCAAUGCAGUACCCAGAUGAAAAUGAAAAGAAGGAAAAUGAAGAAGCGAAGGAGAGAAAAAUUAGACAACAGGAGGAAUUGGCGCAGGCAGAGGAGGGCGAUCUAGGAGAUGACAACGAUUUGUUGUAA
Molecule: messenger RNA, 1506 nt
Organism: Plasmodium malariae
Lineage: Eukaryota; Apicomplexa; Aconoidasida; Haemosporida; Plasmodiidae
Gene: RPN3
Product: 26S proteasome regulatory subunit RPN3, putative
Exons: 2
Coding region: 1-1506 (501 amino acids)
Biological process (GO): regulation of protein catabolic process; ubiquitin-dependent protein catabolic process
Cellular component (GO): proteasome regulatory particle, lid subcomplex; proteasome complex
Molecular function (GO): enzyme regulator activity
Source: RefSeq, a predicted model, not a curated record